Adineta steineri is the source of this 1746-nucleotide messenger RNA. The record is from the annotation of a GenBank genome assembly. Lineage: Eukaryota; Metazoa; Rotifera; Eurotatoria; Adinetida; Adinetidae.
AUGAGUAAUAAUAUGAAACGUGCUCUUGACAAUACUGAAUUUGAAUCAUUACCACUGAAACAUAUUCAUCGUACGGUAACUUCUUUACUUGAUUUACCAAAUGAAAUGUUACUUUUCAUUUAUCAUUAUUUGUCGACAACUGAUAUUCUUCGUGCAUUUUAUACACCUUCAAAUUGUGAAUUACGACUUCAUCGUUUAUCAUAUGAUCAUUUCAAAUACAUCAAACUUGAUGGAUUAACAAAUGAUGAAUUCGUUUAUAUAUCAACACUAUUUUCUGAUCAUGCAAAUCCUCUUCGACCACAAUCAUUAAUAUUGAGUAAUAAACAUGUUACUUGUCUAAUAAGUUCUUAUUUUACUUCCAUAACUGAUAAUGUUAUUCAAUCAAUAUUUAUUCAUUUAACAAGUCUAAUAUUAAUUAAUUGUUCGACAGAAAAUCUUCAUUCUCUUAAUAAAUAUAUUACACAUCUAACACAACUAAAAUAUUUGCAUAUAACUAUUCAAAAACCUGAUAUGGAUAUUGAAAUGAAUCAUCUUAAAACAUGUAACAGGUUGGUAAAUGAAUUUCUAUUCGAAGAAAAUCUUGUUUCUAUUCAUACAAUUCAUUAUGAAAUCUAUUAUGGACUUUCCUUAACCUAUGCAUUGAAGCGUCAUAUAAAUCUUCGACAUGUUCAUCUUGUUCUUGCAACUAUUGAUGAUUUGUAUAUAUUAUUAAAUGGUCUUAUUCCAAAUGUUCAAAUUUUAAUUAUUGAAUUAUUUCAAACAAAAAUAUCUUCCACUCAUCUUUGUCAAAAUCCAUCUGCAAUAUAUUCUCAUUUAACUCAAUUUACAUUAUUGGAAUCAUCUACUGAAUUUAAGAUUGAUAAUAUCAAAUCUAUUCUUGGUUAUAUGACAAAUUUAGUUGUAUUAACUUUAAGUAUUCAUGAUACAUAUGAUCCAUUAUUUUGUCAUGGUCCAAUUAUGGAAUCAAUGCUAACAGAAUAUCUUCCAUAUCUUCGUCAAUUUUAUUAUACAAUGACUCACCAAAUGACUGAUGAUUUAUUAAUCCAAGAUUUUCAUCGAUGGCCAAUGAAUGUGAUAUUUUAUGGUAUGGAACAUUCGAAAUGGAUACAUAUUCAUUCAUUACCAUGGCCAGCAAGUAAAAACGAUCAACGACGAUUACCUAUUAUUAGAAUUGGAGCAAAACUACCAGUAUCAUCAGAAGUCAAAAGAUAUGAAUAUACGAGAUAUGCAGUAAUUACAGAGGGACAUGACUUUUCUCCAUUAAAUACAGAAUUUCGUUAUUCUUAUAAAAUGCUCACUUCUUUAUCAAUUGAUAUUAAGUUACCAUUACGUAUUCAUAAAUUAAUUCUCUCAAGACAAUUAGCUACUUUGACAAUGAAUUCGAUAGUUCAACCGUCAAUUGAUCAUUUAAUUGUUGAAAGUUCUUUAAAAAAUGAUGAAGAAAUGUUAGCACUUGCUCAUCAAUUUCCCAAUGUUAAAUAUCUCGAAUUAAAUCUUCCAUACAACAAAUCUUCAUUUAUGAAUUGUUUGAAUAUUCUUAGUAAUCGAUAUGAUAUUCAUAAAAAGAAUAAUUGUUUAUGGUCAAAAUUGAUUCAUGUUUCAACACAAUUAUUUGAUACACAAGAAGAGUUCAUUUUUAAUGACAAGCAAUUGUAUGAUUGGUUUAUUCGAUAUGCAAAUUUAAAAGAUGAUAAAGAUAUUUUUAAAACGUAUGGUUAUCCAUCAACUUUAUCUAUUUGGUAUUAA